Exaiptasia diaphana is the source of this 2007-nucleotide messenger RNA. RefSeq lists its product as uncharacterized. Lineage: Eukaryota; Metazoa; Cnidaria; Anthozoa; Actiniaria; Aiptasiidae. The coding region runs from base 3 to 1892 and encodes 629 amino acids. The transcript has 2 exons. The record is from RefSeq and is a predicted model, not a curated record.
CAAUGGCGUCUUCGUCUUCUAUCUCGAAAAAAACCUUUAUUUUAACUGAAUCAGACAUUCCUGGAGCUGUUCUUCCACAGGAAACUCCAGAUCUAUGUAAUGUCGUACAACUCAAGCGAUGGCUAACUUGCAGAGGAGCUUGCACUACUGGUAAAAAGAUCGAACUCAUCACAAGAGUCAAAAAUUACAUAAAAUGUGGCCUCGAUAAAAGUCAAUUGAGAGAUCCUGACGGUGGCGUCCAUUUGGCAAGAAAGAAAGCCGAGCUUGGAGUCCUUGAGGAGCACGCUCCUAAUGUCAGCUCUACGUUCCCAGUGGAAGGAUUCAGUGAAUCACUGCCUGGAAUACCGCAUGUCACUUUCAAGACACUUUGGACAUAUAUGGUUUCUUGUGUAGACGCUAGAAAACAGUUAUCAACCGCAAAGCCAAUGAUAAAGGGUUUCAAUUUUUACAAGUCAGGACAUGUGUUGACAGUGAAGUCUUGUAACAGUGAAAAUGGACUGAAAACAUACAUUAAGUCUCAAGUCUUACCAUCUAUGAAGAAGUCAACGUCCUAUUUAUGUUAUAUUAUAAUAAGGAAAAAUGGCUUGAUACAAAAAGCAUAUUGUGGUUGUCCAGCUGGAAUAGAUGGACGCUGCAACCAUGUUGCUGCAACUCUCUUUUGUUUAGAAGAGUUUUGCAAAGUUAUAUCAAAGCAAGGGGAMACAGRGGAAGCUUGCACCUCACAGAAAUGMAAGUGGAAUGUGCCUAGAAAGCGCAAGGUGGACCUCGUACCAGUUGCCAAUCUUAAGUUUCGAAAGCAUGAACAUGGAAAGGUUAAACAGCCAAGAAACCCAGUCAUUUCACCAGGACAUGAUGUGCGAUCUGUUCCUACUGGUAGCACARCAAGGAAURCAAAACUGUAUAACAUAUACACAAAAGUCAUGAAUUUUCAAGACAAGACUGGGAAACUAAUUGGACUUAGCCACAUUCUACAGCAGAACACAACAGAARUCCUAAAGAAAGUAAUCAACCUGGACCAUGACUAUGCUAAACCUCCAGUAGUUGACGAGAUUGAGUCAAUACAACUUAUCUCUCCUAUUAAAGAACAUCCCGUGUCAUUACAAGAAAUACAUCAGCGUUGUGAAGMUGUUGUGAACAAUCUUCAACUUACAGAGAAAGAAAUUGAAGUUGWUGAGGCUCAGACAAGAAAACAGUCAGAAAGCAGUGRAUGGUAUUAUCACAGGAAGUUMMGUAUCACUGCCUCCAAAGCAUACAGGUGUGCUUCCCUAAAAGAAUCYACAUCACCAYCAAAAGCUGUUGCAGAAGUACUAGGAUACAAGGACUUUAAACCGACCAGUGCUAUGAUUGCAGGCCUAACCCAGGAAACAACCAUAAGAGAAGAGUACAUAMAAGAAAAGGCAAGAAAUGGAGUAUCUGUAAGUGUAGAGGAUUGUGGAUUCUUUGUCAGUCCAACACAUGGAUUUCUCGGUGCAAGCCCAGAUGGAGUGGUUAAAGAACAAAAAGAGAACUAUCAGUCAUCAGGAUUACUAGAGAUGAAAUAUAUCCAAACAAAUAGCUCAGAAAGUCUAUCAGAAGCUUUAUUAAGAAAAAGAAUUUGUAUAGCAAGUGAUAAUGGCAUCAGAGUCAAUUGUAAGCACCAGUAUUUUUAUCAAAUGCAACAGCAAAUGUAUGUCGCAAACAAAACAUGGACUGACUUUGCAGUUAAAGGAUCAUCAUGUAAGUUACUUUACAUUGAAAGAGUAGAAUUUGAUCCUGUUUUUUGGGGAAAUAUCUUUCCAAAGCUUAAGUAUUUUUUUGACAAACACAUGUUACCAGAAAUAGUUUAUCCAAGUAUUAAGUAUGGACAGACAAGGAGAGUUUUAGAUUUGAAUGCAGCUCAAAGGAAUAUCUAAUUYUUUUCAAAACAGUGUUUUCAAAAUGUAAAUAGUGGUGCAUUAGGGUUAGAUAUAUAAUAGAUAUAUUUCCAUGACAAGAAAAAUAUUKMAUAUUAGAAUAAUCAAUCAGUAG